CUGAGUUGAGCACUCACCUGGAGAAGGAGCUGCUGAAGCAGCAGGCCAGUAUGGAGGAAGAACAAAAGAGACAGAUCAGCUUAAUCAAACAGGUGACUGAACGUGACCAUGAGAGGGUGGUGUUAGAGCUGACUGUCAAACACAGCGAGGAGCUUAGUCAACUGAAGACAGAGCUGUCGCUGGAACUGAGGGAGAGCUUAGAGGCUGCCCACCAGGCUGAACUGCAGCAGGCACAGGCCCAAAAGACCAUUGAGCUUGAAGCCUUGCGUCUGAGCCUGACCAAUGUCCACAUGUCCCAGCUAGAGCACCUUCAGGAGUCUGCUGUCACCAAAGUCCAGCCCUCCCUGAAGGAGACAUUUGCUCAAGAGACUGCAUCCAUGCAGGCCCAGCAUCAAGUAGAACUGGACCAGCUCAAACAGAACUACCAGGAGCAGCUGGACAGACUGCGGGAGCUGCACCAACGAGACAUGGAUGAAUUAAAGCAGCAGUGGGAGACUCAUGUUGCUCAGGAGAGAGGCUCAAUGAAAGAAAAGCAGGCUAAAGAAAUACAGGCUCUAAGGUUACAAUUGGAGAUAGAGGCUCAGAGCGCCCGCUCAAACCUCCUGACAUCUCUGUCAGAGACCGAGAACAGCCUCACUGCCACACAGACAGAGCUCGCCAGCACCCAGGCCUCCCUUACUCAGAUCAACAAAUCUCUAUCUGAAGCCCAGGCAGCUCUGUCGCAGACCCAGUCAGAGCUAAAGGAGUCACAGGCCAGGCUGGAGGAACUCCAGAUAUCCAGUAAGGAGGAGAAUCAAAAACUAGAGAAGGAGCUGAAACAAGCUUGGGCUGACAGAGACGCUGCUGCAAGUUCCCUGGAGGAAUUGGUCUCUAGUCAAAAGGCAGUUCUGCAGGAGAAAGCGCAGCAAGUUCUAUACCUGGAGGAGAGGGAACAGCAACUUUUUAAAGAGGUAUUGCUCCUUCAGGACGAGAAGACAUUGCUGAAAAAGAACUCAGAUGAGGAAGUAGCUCAGCUGUGGACUCAGCUGGACAGCAUGAGGGCGAGUCGCCAAGAGUUGGGAGAACUAAAGGAGCAGCUUCUCGCUCGCUCAUCUCGUGUUGAUGACAUUGAACGCCUAAAGAUGGAGUUUAAGGAACAAAAACAAGGAAUCAAAGAGCAGAAUGAGGCUGAGCUGGAAAGCCUAAGGAGGUACUUCGAGCAGAGGUUGCAAGCGACUGAAGAGAGCUACAGAGAGGAAAUAGCUCUUCUCCAGCUACGACUGGUAGAAUCUGCUUUGGAAGAGUCUUUGCAUAAAACCGCUAAUGACAGUUCCAUUUCUCAUGAUGAAGCAGAGGAGGCAAAGGUUGUUCUUUCUGAUACCAGCCUCAAGCUUGAGAAACAUAAGGAAUUGGAGGAGAAACACUCAAUGGAGCUUGACAAUCUUAGAUCCUCCUUGACUCUUUCCUUUGAGGAACAGGUGCAGCAGGUACGCUCAGACCUCACAGACCAUUACUAUGAUGAGCUGCAAGAGAUGAAGACUCGUCACGCUUUAGAGAUGGAGCAACUCAAAGCCAAACUUUCUGAGAAUCACUUACGAGAGCUUACCAGAGUCCGUUUGGAGGCUGGUCUGCAGGUUGAGGCGGAGAUUGAACUGAGACUGUGGUCUCACACUGAGGAGCUGCAGACAAGGAUGACCAUGAUCCAUACCCUGGAGGACAGACUGGUUUCCUUGAGUAAACAACAUGAUGCAGAAAUACAGAAGGCACAAAAACGCAUGACAACAGAAAUCGAGGAGCUCACUGCUCUCCUCCAGGAGCAGAGUGAAGAGCAGCUACGUCAGGCUCAAGAGAGGUUCCACGAGGAAAAAACUGUGCUGGAGCAGCAUUUGGUCCAGACAUAUGAAAACUCUGUGUCAGAGCUAAAGAACAAACUUCAAACUGAGCUGGAACAUGAGAGAGCAGCUCUACUGAGCAAACACUCGCAAGAGAUGGACACACUCGAUGCCAAACACAAAGCACAGCUAGAUUCACUCAGUGCCAGUCACAGAGAUCAGCUUGUAGCCAAAGCCACUGAUCUCGAAUCCAAACACAAUGCAGAGAUUGUUGCCUUGGAAGCGGCCCUCAAUUCCAAACAAACGGCAGACUUUAAAAAUCUGGAGGCCAUUUUGCAAGAGACCAGUCAGGAUCAGCUGGAGGCUUUAGAAGCUGAGCUAACUCGCAAACACCAAGAGGAGAGGGAUGUAUUGGAAAAGAGGAUGCUGGGUAAUAUGGACACUUUGGAGGCCACGUACCUGAAGGAAGUGCAAACACUGCGUGAUGAAAUGGGACAGCUCAAAGAGGUGCACCGUCAAGAUCUGAAUCACCAGAAGUCAGAAUGUCUGCAGAUAAUUGAGUGCCACGCUGCAGAACAACUGUCCGUCAAGGAGGAACUGAGGAAAGAACUGGCUCAGAUGCACAUGGAAAAGUUUAGUGCCAUGGCAGCGGAGCUCAGCCAAGUUCACAAGGCUGAGCUGGCUGCUCAAAAAGAGGCCUCAGAUAAUGAACACUGCAAAGCUCUGGAGACCCUGAAGAUGCAGGUUUUGGAGCUUGAGCAACAUCACAAUUCUUCACUCGAGGAGCUUUCACACACCUACAGUGCUGAGAAAGAGCAGCUCAUCAAACAGCAUCAACUCCAGCUACAGGAGUUGAGGGGUAUCUCUGCCCGAGAAUUGGAGGCAUGUCGGCGGGAGCUUGAAGAGGAGUCGUCAAGGCAACGUCAGCACUUCAUAGAAGAGGUGGAGCUCCUCAAAGUCCAAUCAGAAGAGAGGCUGCAGGACAGGAUUAAUCAACUGAAGACGGAGUUUGAGGAGCAGAAGGAGGGGGAGCUUCAGCAACUGAGGCGGAGCUUCACAUCUGAACAAGAGAAGAAGGAGCAGAGCUACACGGGCAAAAUGAGCCAACUCACCUCCCAGCUGCAGCAGCUUGAUGCUGUGGUGGCCCAGCUGCGGGCAGAGGUUGGCUGUCUGCAGGGAGAGUUAGAAGGGAAGCGUGCGGAGAUGGAGACACUGGACACUCUCCUCCAGCGAAGGGACAGAGAAAGUCAGGAGGGAGGCAACCUCCUCAAGAUGCUCACUGAUGACUUGCACACUGCCAAAGAGGAAAGAUAUAAUCUGCACAAGGCCAAUGAAAAGCUAGGGAUGGUGCUGAUUGAGAUUGUUCGCAGCAUCGUUGCAACAGAGGAAUUGAUUGGCCAAAAGAUCAGUGCCAGAACCAGCACAUCUCAGCAGGCUUCUCAUCAGAAGAGCUCAGCAGGGAUCAAAGAUGCAGACGAGUCGGGCAUUACAGUUUCAGAGUUGUCAGCAGAGGAUGUGGAGCUGACCCAGCUAUUCUGUGAGAGCUUGCUCGUUUCAGAUGCUCAGAUCAGUCCUGGCGGAGAAGAAGCAGCUCUGAAUGCCUGCGGCAGACUACGACACACAGUAGGCACGCUACUGGAACUGCUCAACCAGGCCAACACACAGCUGGAGCAGACUCAUGAUGUCCACCUUUCUCUGGAAGAGAAGUUCUCUCAGGGCAGAGAAGACUCCGCCCAACUCUUUAAGCAGCACAAGCUCUUAUUGGAGCAGCUAGAUCAGGAAGCAAGGCUCAAGAGUCAACUCCAGCUGGAGCUCCACAAGGCUGAGGGGCUCCUAGAGGGCUACAUGGCUGAGAAAGUGGUCCUAGAGGAGUGUCUCCAGCAGAGGGAGGCACAAGAGGAGAGACUAGUAGAGGAGCUGGAGGAUCUUAAGUUGAAGCUGCACCAGAUGGGGAGCGUCACUGGGGAGCUGGAAAGCCUCAGACUGAAGCACCAGGAGCUCAGUGAGGAGCACACGAUUCUCCUCCGCCAGAAGGAGCAUCUCUCUGCCGGUCUGGGGGAUCGAGAGAAAGCUCUACUAGCAGAGACGGAGCUUUUGACCCAGGAUAGGCUGGACCUGCAGCGGCAGGCGGAGCGGGACCACAGAUCUCUGUCUCAACGCCUCAGGGCCCUGGAGAGGGAUUUGGAAGACCAAGAAACCAAGGGCCUGGAGACAGAGCUGCACAACAAGACCCACACGGAAGACCUUAACCAGCGUGUCCAAGCACUGGAGAAACAACUGAAACACGACCGCCAGUUUAUAGAGGAGCAAGCGGUGGAGCGUGAACAUGAAAGAGACGAGUUCCAACAGGAGAUCCGAAGGCUGGAGACCGAACUCAGACAAACAGCCAGUGUGGAUAACAAAGGACACAGGUUUGAGGACUUGGCUCUGCAGGUGGAAAGUCUGCAAGCUAUCAUCAAAGACAAGAUGGACGACCACGCUUCCUUGUUCACAGCCAAUCAGCAGGCCCAGCGUGACCUUGCUGAACGCAAUGAGGAGAUAGAAAAGCUUGCCGGGCGAAUCAGAGAACUAGAGCAUGCGCUGCUCAACACUGCUGAGAGUAACCGAUCUAUUGGUCAACUUGAACAAGAGCUUCACAAAGCAAAGUUGAGAGAACAGGAGCUCACACAAGAUAAGCAAGCACUGGAGCAGCAGCAGCUGUCCAACAGGCUUCAGAUCUCCGCCCUGCAGUCCAAACUGGAUGAGACGAGACACUGUUACCAUGACAACACACGUGAUCCGACCCAGGAGCUUAGGGAUGCCCUGGACACUGCUCAGCAGAGCCUACAGUGCAAAGAGCAAGAGGUUGAGGUUCUGCUUGGCCAACUGGAGAAUGUGCAAAGAGACUUGAGCAUCAAAGAAGUUGAACUAAAACACCUCACACUUCAGCUGGAGUCACUGGCCAAUCAGAAUGCAGCUCGUGUAAAUGAGCUCCAAGAGCAGAUUGCUGCACUGAAGGAGACUGUGUCUACUCUCAAAAUACUUGAGGAGGAGAAGGAAGAGCAAAGUGAGGUGCAGGAAGUAUUUGAAGAGACCCUCCCCUCAGCUCUACUGCAGGAGAAAAACCAGGAGAUUGAUCACCUCAACAAUGAGAUCCAAAGACUAGAACAGGAGCUGGAGAACACCAGAGACAACACGGAUUUGGAGGUUGAACUUGAUGAUCUGCGCUCACAGGUGGAACAUCUUCAGUCUGAAGUCAUGAGAGUGCGUCAGGACAAAGAGGAAGAAGAGGAGCGCCUUCAUGAGGUCAUCAGCACGCUGCAGGCAGAACUUGCCACACUGGGCCCCAACGUGCAUGAAGUUAGCGACUCUCAGGAUGGUGACAGCAUCAAUCCCUCACCCGCUCCCAGCCCAGAACCUCAACACUACACCAUCCAGGAACAGGAGAGGAGGGGAAAGCCAAAUAGCCUGAAGCAAGAGCUCAGUCUGACUCACUCCACCGCCUCUCGUUCCCUUCGCUCUCGUCUCAAGGCCACUCAGAGUCAGCUGGAGACAGCGGUUGCGGAGAGAGAGGGACUGGAGAGAUUACUGCUCACCCAGGAGGAAGAGUACAGAGGACACGGGCAGGAACUGGGAAGGAGGUUGAAUGCUGAGAAAGAAAAGGCAGAUGAGCUCCAAGGUCUCCUCACCCUCAAGGAAGCUGAGCUGGAGAAGGUGAAAGCCCAGGCAGAGGUGGAUAGGGAGAAGAGGAAAUCAUCUGAGGAGGAGAGGGAAUCCCUGCAUGGGGAGAAAGCCCAUCUUAACACCCUGGUUACCAAUCUUCAAGAGGCAGAACAAGAGCAGAUGAGAGAGAUUGAAACUUUAAAAACAAAAGAGCAGGAGAUGAAACUAGAAAUGGAGGUUCUCAGAGAAACCAGCCUUACACUUGAGAGACAAAUUCAGGAGAUGAGAGCCGAGGUGGUAGAUAUGGAGAAACUGGUUGCUGUUGAAAGGGCAAAGAUUAAAACGCUUGAGACUGUGAAGGAAGAGCUUUCUGCUGAAAGUGAAGCACUCAGGAGGAAGGAGAAGCAACUUCAGGUGGAAAUUGAAAGGCUGAGGCAGGAAGUGACUUCAAUGAGAAGCCUGAUCCAGGACCUGACUGUUAAACUCAAUGAGAAGGAAACCAAUCAAGAAGAGGCUCAAAAGGAGGUGCUGACAAAUGCUGAAGUGACUUUGGCUAAAGCAGACACUGCUUUAAGACAGAAGGAGGAGGAGCUCAUCAGACUCAGGGCCGAGCAUCAGGCUCUGAGGACGGAGCUGACCACAGUGAUACAGGGUCUGAGCACCAGUGCAGCGAGAGCUGAGAAACUACACGAGGAAGGACAGACCAAAGACUGUGCCCUUGUCGACCUGGAGACUGAAAACCAGCGGCUGAAGGCAGAGCUCAGACGUUUGCAAGAGGACCUGGCUGUGCAGGAAGAGGAACUGGCCUAUCAGCAGAGAGAACUACAGCAACUCCAACAGCACUGUCAACAGCAGGACACACUUCAUCAUCAACAAGGAUACCAACAGAAAGAUAUUUCUCAGAGACCCUUUGAGGACAUUGUGAGUGUCUCUCGUGACGAAGCCUCUCUGAGCUCCCCGGAGCUGUUGAGGAGACUCGAAUGCUCCGAGGACAUAAUCCCGCAGCGUUUCCAUGCCUCUGUCCUGGGCUCUCGUCUGUCUGAGCUCAGCGUACUGAACAGCACGGGCCUGGAUCUGCCCCAACACAAAACCUCUCCCAGGGUUGUGAUGGAGCCCCCCCACUCCCGGACCAUCACUCCAGAUCCUUCCACGCGGAGUACCCGCUCCCCAGGCUCAGCCUUCGUCUCAGACAACUUCUCCAUGGUUGACUCUCUAGAUAAUGACAGACUGCGUGACUUGGAAGGACUUGAUCUGACAGCCCCUCCGUCUCCACUUGGCUCUGCCUCCUCCCUAUCAGCACCAGAGUGGGCCAGUGAUGGAUAUGGAAGCAACGUGAGUUCAGAGUUGGGUGCAAGGCUGAGAGUCGAGCUUGAACAGACUGAAAGACUGGAUGCUCAGUUUGUUGAGUAUCUCCGCUGUCGAGGAAUGAACCCGACAGCUAACACAGACAGUGCUGCAGGUAGCAUGAGCUACAGCGAUGACCUAUUAUCUCCUGAGCUCCAGAAUCUGUUGAAAAAGGUUUAUCAAGAAAGCUGCAGAAUUCUCACCUUGUCACAGCGGCGUGCCACCUCCUCCAUCCAGCCUCAUACCUCAGACGUAAAAGCUUUCUCAUCGAGUCAGACGGAGUAUCAUGGUGAAGAUAGCGCCACCUUAAUGGACAAAUCAUCCUCGAACCCUCCCAUGAGCUGGCAGCAGGAGAAGAGGGCGCUGCAGGAGACUGUGAUCGCUCUCCGAGAGCUGCUCUGUCGAAUGGCACAGAGACACACACAAACUGACAACAGGGGUGAAUAUGACUGGCAGAGAGAUGGACAGUUUGAAUCCCAACUGAAAGCAGAGCUGGAGGAGAAUCAGAAACAACUGAAAUGUGCUCAUGACACACAGCGAGAGCAAAAUAAAAAAAUACAAUCGCUCAGACUCGCUGUAGAAGAAGCUGAAGUGGCUUUGAAGGAAGAGCAAACCAGAUUCCAGGAGCUUCAACAACAACUGGAGCAGGAGAGAGCUCUGAGUCUCCAUAAAGACAGAGAGGCGGGAGAAAGGAGAGAGGCUAUGCAAGUAUCCUCUGAUCAACAGAGGUCAGAGGUCAUGGCUCUGAAGGGUCAUGUAGAGCAGGAGAGGGUGGCAUGCAGCAACCUCAGACGUGAGCUACAGAUUGAACAGUCGCGCAGUGAGCUGCUGGAGAAACGGGUAGACGACACCCAGAAGGAGCUAGAAGAUGAACGUCAGCAUUCUGCCCAGCAACACGAUCUCAUCCUGAAAGAAAAGACUCGUAUCCAGCGUCUCUUGACCGAAGCAGAAUUUCGCUCAGGUGAGAUUCACUCUAAACUUGCAGCUGCUCACAGGAAGCUGGACGAAGAGAGAGACCGAUGCUCCAGGCAGCUGGAUGAGCUUAGCCGCAGACAUGAGGCCGACUCAGCCAGAGACAGGAAGUUUAUCUCUGACAUGCGCAGCCAGCUAGAGCAGGAGCGAAUGCAGGGAGAGGAGCUGGCAGCUGUGAUGGCCAAACUGAGGUCUGAGUUACUGCAGAGCAGAAGGAAAUGUGAAGAGGAGGACAGAACAAGGAGGGAGGAGCUGCAGAAAGAACAGGAGGCCACCACUCGACAGCGUGUGGCGAUGGAGACCUUGAAGGAGCAGAAACAGGAAGCCAGCCGUGCUUUGGAGGUGGAGCGAGAGCGGUCCAGGCGCCUUGGGGUGGAACUCGCAGAGCUGAAGGAGAGACUCCGACUGAUGAAGGACAAAGAGAGGGAGAGGGAGGAGCUGUGGGAGAGAGAAAGGAGGAAGGGGCGGCAAGAUCAGAUGGAGAAAGAGAGACGUCAGGAGAGGACCACUAACAAACUGUGUGAGUUGGAGUUGUUGCGGCAGCAGGAUCAGCAGCGAAUGCAGGAGCUGCAGCAGACUCUAGCAGAGCUGGAACGAGAGGAGAGAGAGAUGGCUGCUCAGAGGAUGUCUGGACGGACCACAGGGCAACAACACAAGCCUGCAUCCACACAGCAGCAGCUCCAAACUGACGGCGCUCAGGCAGGAAGCUCACAACAAAACCAGCAGAUUUCAUCCACGUCACCAUCGUCCACUCUGCUGGAGAAGUUGUUGAGUGAGAACUCGGAGCUGACGGAGCGUGUGACAUCAUUGAGUCAGGAGAGAGCCACUCACAAACACAGACUCACCUUCCUGGAGCGACAGCUGCGCCACUCUGAGAACCAGCUUGCCAAGGUCACGGCAGAAACUGAAAACAGACCCAUCAAUGAUGUGAUCAACAACAGCAAGGUGCAGCGUUUGUAUGAGCGUUACCUGCGUGCUGAGAGCUUCAGGAAAGCUCUGGUGUAUCAGAAGCGUUACCUGCUGUUGCUGUUGGGAGGUUUCCAGGACUGUGAGCAGGUCACACUGUGUGUCAUUGCUCGUAUGGGGGCGUGGCCCUCGCCACCACUCUCUUCCCUGCACCGGCCCCUCAGGAGAUUUAGAGCUGCUGUACGAGCUGUCAUUGCGAUCUCAAGAAUGAGGUUCCUGACCAGGAAAUGGCAGAAAGCAAUCAGAAGAUUAUCUAUAUCUGGGACUGUCAAUGGUCAUGCUCCAGGUCAGCUCGGGCCUAAAGCUGAAGUUUUAAGGCAGCAACAGUCCAGAUCAAAUUACGACUCGUCCCCGAAUAGAGACACGGUGUCGGCUCUCGUCCCACCCAGCAAAUCACCCUUCAGGUUGCACAACAGGUCAUACUCCAGCACCACCCUUCCCUCUGGGCAUUCAGGGGGAGCGUCUCAGGAUCCAGAAGGAUCCCUGACAGAAUAUAUCCACCAUCUAGAGAAAGUGCAGCAACGUUUGGUGGGAGCCAGGCAAGUAAGCAAGACUCAUAGACUCCCUAAAGAGGAAAGGAGGAUACGGUCAGCCUGUUCCCCUGAUAUGAUUGGUUAUCGGCAGCGCUGGCUGCAGGAGAACAGGACGUGGCUGUACCUGAGCUGCCUGUCGCCACUUUACCUGUAUGGUCCAGGCUCGUCUGUUCUCCAGUCCGACCAAAAGUAAUCCGUCCACUGAACAUAUGAAUGUCUCCUGUCUGCACAUCCUUCCAAAUCUUUCCAUGCCUUACACCUAUGUAGAAACAUAAAGAAAGGAAUAUCCGAUGCGAGGGGAUUUCUUUCUGAUGGCGUGAAUUUUAUACGUACAUAAAUUAUUUUUUAAAUUUUCUAAUGUAACCUUUGUAUUCUCUGUACCUUAAUAUUUUGAAGGUCACUGUUUAGAUGUUGCGAGAACAAAUGUUUUUAUUUUGAAUAUUGCCAUUUGUUAUUUUUCUACUAAUGUUUUAUACCAUGUUGUUACUAUGUACAUAAGCCUGAUGUUCAUGUGUCCAAAUGUGCACUGGUUUUACACUGGAAACCCAUGAUCAACACAGCUAGAGGUUGUAUUAUUGCAUCUGAGUUUUUGUAUCAUCUAUGUUUCUACCAUAAAGUUAAUAAAUAAUUUAAAUGUGUGACAACAAA
Paralichthys olivaceus (Japanese flounder) is the source of this 9916-nucleotide messenger RNA. The record is from RefSeq and is a predicted model, not a curated record. Lineage: Eukaryota; Metazoa; Chordata; Actinopteri; Pleuronectiformes; Paralichthyidae.